AUGUAGACAGCUAUUAAACCAGUUACAGAAACCCCCCAAAUGAGUGACAACACAAAAAAUAAUAAAACCCUAAAAUUUCAACUACCCAUCUUACAUAGCCAGUACAGAUUUUGGUGUGAAGCCAGACUUGGUAUAUUACAAUGCCUCCUUACUUUAAAUUGUAUUAUCCUCACUUUGCAAUAAUGAUUCUCAAAUUUCAUGGCACUUUCACUGAUUCAAAUUCUCAAGAUAAGAAACUGAAUAUCUGAUGUUUUGAUAUUUACUCUGUGACUCAAAAAUCCCUUUUCUGAUAUUUUUCAGGUGGAGCCAAAAGAAAAUUAUGUUCCAAAGCCAUUACGAAGAAGAUCACUCAGAGGCACUGAUGAAGAAAGAAAGCCUGCGGAAGAAAAUGGUGAAAAUAAAGAUGACAAAAAAGAAAAGCCAAUUAAGAAAAGAAAAUGGGGAUCAUCAAGUAAAACUACACAGAAAAAAGCUACAAGUUUAGAAAUUUCAACUGAAUCUCUAAAGGGAUUAAUCUGUGAUGUGAACCCAAUUUUAACUGAACCAGUAUUAGAUUUAGGGGGAGAUAAUGAGGUCCUUUCUGAUAAAGAAGAAGAUAAAAGAGAUAUAAAAAUAAGAAGAACUGUUGUACAGGUAUCAUUGGGUGAAGGACGUACUGUAGAGGAGAAAACAGAAGAAAAGGAAGAGAAAAAAAUUAAAGCUGAAGAAUCUGAUGAAGGAGAAAUUAAAGACAUCCAACCACCUAAAGAAACUAAAGUUAUUAGAAGAUUAAACCAUCAAGUGAUACAAGAACCAGAAGAACCUAAAGCUGCUAGACGUUCACCAUCACCACCUAGAAACCCUAUAUCCAAUAUAGUACAUAUCUAUAACCUAGUCAGACCAUUUACAUUAGGACAGUUAAAAGAAUUAUUAAAACGUAAUGGUGAGAUGGAAGAUAAUGGAUUCUGGAUAAACAACAUCAAAUCUCACUGUAUUGCUGUGUAUAAGGAAAAGGAAAGUGCUGAAGAAGCUCGAAAAACAUUACAUGGUACAAGAUGGCCACCUUCAAACCCCAAAGUUCUUCAGGUGGAUUUCUCAACUAAACAAGAGUUUGAGCAAUAUAGAGAUAGUAAUGAAACAACUGAUGUUCUAAGGCCUACACCACCACAACCCACACGAGAAAGAGAACGAGUUACAGAGAGAGAAAGAGACCGAGAAAAGGAUCGAUUACAUGUUAAUGAUAGAGAAAGACCUGGUGAUACAGAUAGAGAUUCUAGCCAUGCCAAAAAGAAGGAUGCAAAGCCACCUAUUAGAGAAUGGGAUCGUGAUAAGGUUAGAAAUAGAUCUCGAUCUAGAGAGAGAGUAAGGGGUCGUGAAAAAGACCGUGCAGGGAGACACAGGUCGAAGUCAGCUGAAAGAGAAAGGAGGAAGAGAAGUAAAGAGGGCAAAGAAAAGAAAGAGAAGAAAGUAGAAGAUGAACCACCAGCUAAAUUAUUAGAUGACUUAUUUAAAAAGACGAAAUCUACACCUUGUAUUUAUUGGUUACCUUUAACAGAAGAACAGUAUGAACAAAGAGUAGAAGCUCGAAAAGCUAGACAACUUGAAAGGGAGAAAAGACGAUUAGAAAUGGAAAAACAAGAAGAAUUACAGAGAAAACAGCGGUUAGCUAGUGGAGAUUCUGAGAAAAAGAAAGACAAGGAUAGGCCAUCAUCACCAAUAAAUAGGUCUCGCGGAAGGCGAAGUCAAAGCCCAAGAGGAAAACAAAAAAGACCUAGUCCAAAUCGUUCCCGUCCCAACCGAGGUCGACAUUCUCGGAGUAAAAGUAGGGGUAGAUGGUAAAAAAAUAUAUCACCUAAAAAUAUGUAGAUAUAAUUCAUUAGUAAUGAUUGUUAUUUUAAUAUGGGCAUUGGUUAAUAUUUACUUUCAUAAGACUUGUCAUGAUUAACCAACUUGUAAAUGAUUUUGUAGUAUUUAAUGGUCUUUUUAUUCAUUAAGAUAAAUGUCAAUCUGUUAAAAUCUUCAAACAAUCAGUUUUGUUAUUUCAUAUUUUGGUCUGGAUUUCUAGGAGCUAUUACAUUACAUUAUUAUUACAGAAUAUUAUGAUUUUUAGGGUUUCAAGGACAAGUAUUAUUUGCCCCUAAAAAUUAGAUUAUACAAUAAUGAUACAAAAAGAGAUUUGAAUGAAUUUGCCGAGUUCUGUUUAAAUCAAUAGUGAAAAAAAUCCCAAAGAACUUCAUGAGAUCUUACCUCCCUGGAUGUCUGUAAUAGCAAAUUGUUUUAACUAUUAAAUCAUAUUGAAUUAUUUUGGACUAGGUAAUAGUCUACAAUGUUUACAGCUAAAUGUUUUAAUAGGACUACCAUUUCAUUGGGGCUUUUGUUUAAGAAGUGAAAUGAUGUCAUUUGUUUUUGUUGAUAUAUUUUUGUGUACUAAAUGUUUGGUUUUAUAUAAUUUUAUUGUAAAAUAAAUUUAUCCUAGACUGUGU
Molecule: messenger RNA, 2462 nt
Organism: Lottia gigantea (owl limpet)
Lineage: Eukaryota; Metazoa; Mollusca; Gastropoda; Lottiidae
Exons: 10
Coding region: 928-1818 (296 amino acids)
Source: RefSeq, a predicted model, not a curated record